Messenger RNA from Apis dorsata (giant honeybee), 1742 nucleotides. RefSeq names its product major facilitator superfamily domain-containing protein 6. Bases 98 to 1693 code for a protein of 531 amino acids. Gene Ontology annotation, cellular component: membrane. The transcript has 9 exons. The record is from RefSeq and is a predicted model, not a curated record. Gene Ontology annotation, molecular function: transmembrane transporter activity. Lineage: Eukaryota; Metazoa; Arthropoda; Insecta; Hymenoptera; Apidae.
UUAAAUACAUUGUUUUGUCUAAAUUUAAAUAUUUAAAAAAGUUUUUUCUUAAUAUUUAUUUAUUACUAUUAAAAUUAUAAAGAUAAAAUUAUAAAGAAUGAAGUUAAAUUACAUACAAUUGCCUAUUAAGGCACAUUAUUUCUUUUUUAUGGCUGCAAUGGGUCCAAUUCUUCCAUUUUUACCAGUAUAUGGCAAACAACUUGGUAUUUCUGCAUUAAUUAUGGGCAGCAUUACAGCCAUUUUACCAAUUUUAUUUUUAAUUGCUAAACCAACUUUUGGCUUUCUUGUGGAUUAUUUUUAUUCUUGGAGAAAAACAAUUUUUAUUAUAUUACUAACAGCAACAAGUAGUUGUUAUAUUUGUAUGUACUUUUUAUCAGUGCUUCCAGGUCCAGUUUUUCCAGAUCAUAGUAUUAAUAAUGUAUCCUGUGAUUUAUUACCAUAUUGUACACCACAAGAUAUUUCUAAGCCAUAUUUAUGUAUGGGAGUAAAGAAUGCUAUGUGCCAUUGGACUUGUACAAAUAAAAAUUUUUCUCUAUCAAUACAAUUUCAAGCAAUUAAUGAAGAAAUAAAUUUUGUCUCAAAUUCCACAUGUUUAAUUGAUAAAAAUAGUACUUCAUAUUGCUCCGAAAAUAAUAAUUGCAAUGUUAUCUGUGAUAAAUUUGAAGAUAGUUACUGUCUAUAUACAUCUAUAACUUUUUGGAGUUUUGUUUUAUUAAUGUCUCUUGGUAAUAUUGGUUUCAAUGUAAGCAAUUGUAUGAGUGAUGCAAUUUGUUUUGAUAUAUUAGGUGAAAAUGGUCAAAUGGGAUAUGGUAGACAGCGUGUUUGGGGAACUAUAGGUUUUGGAAUUUCAGCUUUUUUAGCUGGUUAUGCAGUAGAUUAUUGGUCUAAAGGAGAAAUUAUUAAAACAUAUACACCUGCAUUUUUACUUAUUCUUAUAUUUACAAUUAUUGACUUAUUUUGUUGUAAAAAAUUGGAUCUACCAUUAAUGACAGCGUCCACAAAUAUAUUGAAAGAUGUUAUAAAACUUUUAAAAUUGAAAUCUAUAAUUAUAUUUCUCUCUUUUACAACAAUUGCUGGCAUUCUUGAUAGCUUUAUAAUUUAUUUCUUAUUUUGGUACUUGGAAGAUCUUGCUAUGACAACUAAUUGCAUGAGUAAAAUUAAAUUAAUAGAAGGUUUAAUUGUGGCCGCAGAAACUCUAGGUGGUGAAGUAAUAUUUUUUUCUUUCUCUGGCAAAAUCUUAAAGAAAUUAGGAUUCGGAUAUACUUUUACAUUCUGUUUUAUAUGUUAUGCUUUACGACUUGGAUUAAUUUCAUUAGCAUCAAAUCCAUGGUGGGUAAUACCAAUUGAAUUAUUUAUGCAAGGACCUACUUAUGCACUUUGUUAUACAACGAUAGUUGCCUAUGCAAGCAAAAUUGCUCCACCUGGUACAUCAGCUACGAUUCAGGGAAUUGUAGCUGGUAUGGAUGAUGGUUUUGGUUUUGCAAUUGGAAGUUUAAUAGGUGGAAUAUUAUACAAGUUAUUUGGAGGAGUAACAACAUUACGAAUAUUUUCAUCGAUUGCCGCUAUAACAGCAUUUAUAUAUUUUAUUUUGUACCUAAAAUAUUUAAAAGAUAUGAUACCAGAUACAAAGAAUAAUAUAGAAUGGAAAACACCUGAAGAAGCAGGAAAAAAAUGUACAAUUGCAGAGAGCUAAUUUUACAAAUAUAAAUUAGACAUAUUUUUGCAAUGCAAAUGAAUAUUGU